AUGCCAUCGACGCCGUCUCCAGAGCCUCCCAUAGCCGUCCCCCCAUCUGUCCCCAUCUUCGUCUCCUUCCACAAUGGGCACAAUCACGCUCCGGCCCUUCCCCCCAUCUCCGCCUCACCAUCAGAGAGUCCUUCCAACGGGGAAUUUUCUCCAGUUCUAUCUCCAGCUGACAACCCGGAUUUUUUUCUAUCGCCGCCUCCCUCUUCCGGCGGUGUAUCAACGGGAGCGGUGGUUGGAAUCGUCAUCGGAGGAGGAGCUCUGCUUGUGGUAUUGACUUUGAUUUAUUUCCUUUACAAAAAGAAACGAAAAAGAGACGAUGAAGCACCUCCUGCUCCCAAAGCUGGAGGGCCUUACGGAGGACAGCAGCAACAAAAUGCAUCACGGACAUCAGAUCAUGUGAUGACGUCACUGCCACUACCAAAGCCUAAUUCUCCACCACAACAACUUCCCUGGACUCCUCCAGCACCGCCUUUCAUGAGCAGCAGCAGCGGUUACGACUCAAACUACUCGGAUCAAUCAGCUCUUCCUCCACAAUCUCCAGGGCUUGCAUUAGGCAACACUUUCAUUUACGAGGAGCUAGAAAGAGCCACCGAUGGAUUUUCUGAGGCCAAUUGGUUAGGACAAGGCGGAUUCGGAUAUGUGUACAGAGGUAUAUUACGUAACGGACAAGAAAUUGCUGUGAAAAUGUUGAAAGCAGGGAGUUCUCAGGGAGAGAGAGAGUUUCAGGCAGAGGUCGGGAUCAUUAGCCGGGUACAUCAUAGGCAUUUGGUUGCUCUUGUCGGAUAUUGCGUCGCCGAUGCUCAAAGAUUGCUUGUCUAUGAGUUUGUUCCCAACAACACUCUCGAGUUUCACCUCCAUGGGAAGGGACAGCCUCCGAUGGAAUGGAGCUCAAGAUUGAAGAUUGCUGUUGGUUGUGCCAAAGGAUUGUCUUAUCUUCAUGAAAAUUGCAACCCUAAAAUCAUUCAUCGUGACAUCAAGGCGGCAAACAUAUUGGUUGAUUUCAAAUUUGAAGCAAAGGUUGCUGAUUUUGGUCUUGCCAAGAUUGCUUUGGAUACAAACACUCAUGUAUCUACACGCGUUAUGGGAACCUUUGGGUAUUUGGCUCCAGAAUACGCUGCAAGCGGAAAGCUGACAGAAAAGUCUGAUGUUUACUCAUUUGGCGUUAUCCUUUUGGAGCUUAUAACCGGACGUCGGCCUUUUGAUCCAACCAAUGUCUAUGCAGAUGAUAACUUGGUUGAUUGGGCACGACCUGUGCUUGACCAAGCAUCUGACGAAAACAACUUUGAAGUUUUGGUUGAUACAAAGCUGAAUAAUGAGUAUGAUAGAGAAGAAAUGGCUCGCAUGGUUGCUUGUGCUGCAGCUUCUGUUCGCCAUUUAGCUCGCCGGAGACCUACCAUGGACCAGGUUACGCGUGUGCUACAAGGAAACACAUCGCCAUCAGAACUGAAGGAAUAA
Messenger RNA from Microthlaspi erraticum, 1455 nucleotides. Lineage: Eukaryota; Viridiplantae; Streptophyta; Magnoliopsida; Brassicales; Brassicaceae. The record is from the annotation of a GenBank genome assembly.